AAAUUAUUAUUUGAUGCAUCGUUAUCAACAUUGCACCAGCUAAUACUAAAUAUGUAUCUAUAUUAGUAGCAUUUCUAUAGUAGACUAUCGAUUAACCCACCCGCAAGCUCACGCGCGGUGGUGCUACGAGUUCAAUGGUCAGCGCGACUCACACUGCUCUCGCAUCAUAGAACGUCCCACAUACUCGCGCGACAUCAACAACAAUGGUUAACCGUAGUCUGUUUUGGUAGGAAAUUUCUGAUUGGAGCUAGACGGUCCGAAAGAUUAGUCGCUGUAUUCAUAUCUUAUUUCUUUUUUUGAAUCGGCGAGUUUUAUUUUCAGACAAGAGGGUUCGUCUAUUGCUAUAUUUUUCGUUUUACAUUUUUUUUUAUUUCGAAAAUGUGCGAGGCGCUGUUGGCCAGCUCACACAGUCUGUGCAUGUGUGUCCCUGCUGCUUUUCUACUGGGCUACGGCUACUAACCUAGCUGCUUUUCACUCGGUGGUUAGCUAACGUUAGCCUGGCCGCGUUUAUUGACUUGAGGGGAAAACACAAGCGAAUGCAAAGCGUGUUUGUGCGAUCUGUUUUAUGACAACAGCCCUUAACUAUUUUCUAGUCGUUGCUGUCGGGUACGGUAAGAAUUGUUGUAUGAUUUGUCGUAGAAAAUACUUUGCUGGCUAGCUAACAGGCUAGCUAUUUGUGUGUAUUCUUCGACUGAGGAAAACGGCGAGUUUUCUUUGAAAGUAUGGAUGACCAGACCAGGAUGCUGACGGGUCUCACCGGACUCGGUGGACUAGCACAAGCCGAUGUCGGUGACCCAGACUCUGUUAGAAAACAACAAUCCCUCGGUCAACCUCAACAAGACAUAGGGGACAUCCUACAGCAAAUAAUGGCCAUCACCGACGAAAGCCUGGACGAAGCACAGGCCAGGAAGCAUGCCCUGAACUGUCACAGAAUGAAGCCAGCCCUCUUCAGCGUUCUCUGUGAGAUCAAAGAGAAGACGGUGCUGAGUAUACGAGGUGUGCAGGAAGAGGACCCCCCAGAUCCCCAGAUCAUGCGGUUGGACAACAUGCUGCUAGCAGAGGGUGUGUCAGGACCAGAGAAGGGCGGAGGAUCAGCUGCGGCGGCUGCAGCUGCGGCAGCAGCAGGAGGCUCACCUACCGACAGCAGCAUCGAACACUCGGACUACAGAGCCAAGCUCGCCCAGAUCCGCCAGAUCUAUCACUCUGAGCUGGAGAAAUACGAGCAGGCCUGCAGUGAGUUCACCAACCAUGUAAUGAACCUGCUGAGAGAGCAGUCUCGCACACGGCCCAUCUCUCCCAAGGAGAUUGAGCGCAUGGUGGCCAUCAUCCACCGCAAGUUCAGCUCCAUUCAGAUGCAGCUUAAACAGAGUACCUGUGAGGCUGUCAUGAUUCUGCGCUCGCGCUUCCUUGACUGCCAGGUACGUAAGAGGCGCAACUUCAACAAGCAAGCUACAGAGGUGCUGAACGAGUAUUUCUACUCCCACCUCUCUAACCCUUACCCUAGUGAGGAAGCCAAGGAGGAACUGGCCAAAAAGUGUGCGAUCACUGUGUCUCAGGUCUCUAAUUGGUUUGGUAACAAGAGAAUACGCUACAAGAAGAACAUUGGUAAGUUCCAGGAGGAAGCGAACCUCUACGCAGUUAAAACGGCGGUGGAUGCUGCGAAUGUGUCUGCGCAGGCUAGCCAGGCUAACUCUCCAGCAACGCCCAACUCAGGUGGAUACCCUGCACCGUGCUACACACCUGACGGGCGGCUAUGAGGAGCUGUCGGGUAGUGACCUCUAUACCCCUCAUCGCCUGGAUGCUAACAGCUGGCAGGACACCACCAACCCCCCCUCGGUCACCUCUCCUCCCGGUCCUCCUGGCAGCGUCCACUCCGACACCUCCAACUGAUUCAGUGGCUCUCCCUGCCAUCACUUCAUUCCCACUGAGGUCCACUCUGACUACCAUUCUCUGUCUUCAUUUUUCACUACUCCCUCGUCUCAACUACAGCCACACAAGGCUGUGCUCGCAUUUCAUAAACACACACACUGUGCUGGAACACAGGACAGCCGAACAGUAGUUAGGAGGAGUUCUCCCUCCACCCCACAGCUCCACUUCAAUGCUAGAAGCUCCUUCACUCAGAAUAAAAAGAGCGAUGGAGCUUACUGAUGCUGAGACAGAUAGAAAACAUCUUUACUAUCACAGACCUUUUGAAAACCACUGACCCAGCUGUGUAGAUGAUCAUGAUGUCUGUACAUUAUGUGUAUAUGCACGUUAACUUAACACAGUACUCACACAGCUUGUCCAUGUGCUGUUGACCUCUGCACUUGACUCUUCGCUUUGGAAAACUGUGUGUGUGAUUGCCUGUAUCUCUUGAAGCCUUGGCAUUUGACGGCCAAACUGUUGAUACGGAUCACCAGGGAGCUCUGCUCACCUUGCUCGUACCAAAGUGCUGCCCCGGUAGUUGUCAACACAUCUGUUCCUCCGAGAUCACCCUCUGCCAACUCAACACAAGACACUGUUAUACCUUCCAGUCCUUAUAGCUUGAUAUUUCAUUCUGUUGGGAGAUUUUAAAAAAAGUGAAUAAUUGAGAUAUGCACAAACGUGCAUGCAUCCCCUUUCCAUAACACAACUUUUCAGUCGUUUUCAUAUUGAGCUGACAUAAAAGAUGUGUCAAGCACAAACGUUAGCAUCCUUGUUAUGGGUGUCUCUACCUGUAGGUAGGGUAGUUAAGGGGAUCACUGAUCUAAAGCAGGCAGGGCUGGUGAAGAGGAGGAAUGGGCAGAGGAGAAUAUCUUUGGUUGAGUGGAUGUAACUAAUAGCCCUUUUUGUUGCUAACCAAUAGAGGGUGUUGGUAGAUGGCUUGUAGACUUUACUUCUUGCUUUCUGUCCACUAGUUUAUUUGAUUGUAGGCUAUUUUCUAAUGCUGUUUCACCAAGAAUGCACCAGCCACCACCAAAAAUGAGCUCAAUAAAGCAUCUAAAUGACGUUAUGAGAAGGGUGGAAAGAUUGUGGGGCAUUGAUGUGUUAUUGGGACAAACGUGACAUGAAUUUAGAAACGUGACUGUCUUCCAUGCAUGUAGGACUUCUAGGCGUGAUAUUAUUGUUUUCAUUUAACCUUCAAGUUUUUAGCUUCGUUUUUAUUAACAAAAAUAAUAAAAGGGUAUAAUUAUUACAGUCAGACCAAAAAGGAAAAAGUGCAUCAUGUAUUGCUAUGAUGUGUGUGUCUCUGUGUGGGUGUGUGUACAGUGUUCUUGGGAUGUCUCAGUCAAACUGGCUGGUGCCCUCUGACCUUUGUAAGCAUUAUAGAGACUGGGUGCUUCCAGCCAAUGACACACUAGGUGGGAUUCAACUGAGAUCUCCUCCCCCAUCUUGAAACAUUUAAGCUUGUGAGCCCGAGGCAACACACUACAACCAUCCGUUGUACCGAAAACCAAAAAUACCAUGUUCAGCAAUGUAAUAAUGCUACUCUGUGUCUCUAAAGUUGGUGCACAGCCACCUUUUCAGUUCGAGGAGAGGAGGGAAUUAUAUUUGUAUCUGUGUCUCUGUGUGGUGUCGUCAUGCCUCAAGUUGAUUUGAUUUUUUGGGGUUUCUGUUAUGGGGCGUCGUGGGAGGGGCGGGUGGAGUGAGGACUGUCAUAUCACACCUAUAAUUUGAUUGUGAGCCUAUUAGAAAGAUAAGCUCUCCCCUUAACCAAUCCUUUUAACACCUUGUUAAACCACAACUGUUUUGUUUUUAGUUCUAUGGCCAAUUGGGCAAGGGCUUCUCUCUCUCCUCUGUUACCAAAAAAAGAGGCAGUUAGAAAAACUCCUAACUCGUGUUCAAGACGAACCUGCAACGUUUUUGGGGAUUUUUAUUUUUUUUGGAACUAUUUUAUACAUUAACUGUUAUGUGAUUAACAAAGCAUUUUGAUAGUAAGGUAAAGCCUUAUGAAGAUUUCGGUGUCACUCAAGACUUGUUAAACCAUGUUACAGAACAAAACUUGAGCUUAUAAGCUGGUCACGUGAUAUCCCACAUCUAAUUACUUGUUUUGUUACUCAUCGCGGUUCAUACGACUGUAUCUUAUGAAUAAUGUUAUCGCCACACCAAAUUAUCAUGCCCCCCCUUUUUCUACCUGUUGUAAUGGAUGUCAUUGUACAGUUUGUGUAAUGUUUCAGUAUUUUUUCUUUUCUUUUAUAAACUGUUUGUUUGAGAUGCCAGUUUUAUUUGGCCUUUGUCACAGGAUUCACGAUAAUUAUCAAUUUUGAACAUUAUUUAGGUUUUGUUACAUAACCGAGGUGGCAAUGUCGGGUUUACAGGUGUAACGUUUGGUGCUGUGGAAAGACGAUUGUAUCAAUUGAGGUUCUCCAAUGGACAUUAUUUGGUGUAUUUUGCCGUAUAGAUUCAUAAACCUCCCCCUCCCCCCUUCAGUUUCUACCUUUUCCACACUUACCCAAGUAUUCACCCAUUUGUGCUUCAUUUAUUUCUUUUUGUUGUUUUUAAAUCAACUAAGUUACAACUUUGUUUAUGGAGUGGCAAAAGACGUUUUGAAACUGUUACAUGGACGAUGUAAAUUCAUGAGAACUAAAUGUAAAUGUGCAGCUGUUGUCUGUUUUGUGAAAAGUUAAAUCACAAACUCUAAACAUAUUCCAGUCUGAAAUUUUUAAUGCCGAAAUAUUGUGAGAAUAUGCAAGCAGUACAUUUACAAACAGGAAAUUAACCACUUAAUAGCAACUUCAUUUAAAAUGACCUUCACUUAAAGCAGAUGGUCUACACAUUAAUGCCUAAACACGUAGAGCUCGAGGUAAACAUUAUGUGGUCCUUUUUGCAGCAGAUCUGCAAAUCUAAAAACACAAACUCACUUUACGUUGGGCUGUUAAUCAUUUUUAAAUCUUGUUUGGAUUCUGCAAAUGACUAAAUGACUUCCACAGCACCAAAUGGCUUCUUAAACCUUUUUGAUUUCUUUGUUUUUAUUAGUAUAUUUGUAUCUCCCCUCUUUCCCUUGUAUUUACCCCUCUCUCUACCUCUGUCUUUCCAUUUCUCUUGUAUAUAACCCCCACUGUUUUCAGACUUGUGAGUCUGUAUGAACUCCUUUUAUACCUCAACUUUAGAAUUGUUCUAGAAAGAGUAAAACAAAAAGGAAGAAUAUGACAAAUUGUAGUGUUCUUAUUAGAAAAUUAAUAAAAUGAUUUAGUGUGAUUUCUUUCAUUUGAUUUCAGAUUUUAGGAGUGUUUCAUUUUAUAAUUUGUCACAAAUGCUCUUGUGAUAGUCAAACGUAAUAAAAGGAGAGAUUGCACCAUC
Molecule: messenger RNA, 5259 nt
Organism: Cottoperca gobio
Lineage: Eukaryota; Metazoa; Chordata; Actinopteri; Perciformes; Bovichtidae
Gene: pbx4
Product: pre-B-cell leukemia transcription factor 4
Exons: 8
Coding region: 723-1757 (344 amino acids)
Biological process (GO): regulation of DNA-templated transcription
Cellular component (GO): nucleus
Molecular function (GO): DNA binding; DNA-binding transcription factor activity, RNA polymerase II-specific
Source: RefSeq, a predicted model, not a curated record